Messenger RNA from Centruroides sculpturatus (bark scorpion), 548 nucleotides. Its product is annotated as activating signal cointegrator 1 complex subunit 2-like. The transcript has 3 exons. NCBI's taxonomy places the organism in Eukaryota, Metazoa, Arthropoda, Arachnida, Scorpiones, Buthidae. The record is from RefSeq and is a predicted model, not a curated record. The coding region runs from base 213 to 533 and encodes 106 amino acids.
ACAGUGCAGUUACUGUAUAUUUGUGUCUCUCUGGCACACUGUCAUUUUGCACAGCAUCACUAUGCAUAAUAAAUUAAUAUAAAUAAGUCAUAUUUGUUUAUUAAAAACAUUUGCAGCAAUGUUUAGAAUACUACAAUUAUGAUGCAGAAAAAGUGAUUAGUGCAUUACUUGAUGAUACUCUUCCUAGCAGUUUAAACAAAUUGGAUAGAUCAAUGAAAAGUACUCGGAAGUCGUCCAUUCUUUCCAGUCGUAAAAAUAUAUAUGAUAAUGAUGAAUUUGAUGUAUUUUCAACUGAUAAAAUAGAUAAAAGUAGAAUUCAUAAAGGCAAACGAGAAGAUAAACUUUUAGAUAUAAACAUUGUUCUAAAACAAGAUAAAAAUGCCUCAGCUUUAAGAGAAAUAUAUCAAAAAUAUGAUGUCAUAGAAGAAACAGAUGACACUUUAUAUGAAGAUGAAUAUGAUGACACAUAUGAUGAUAGAAAUCUUGGACCUGAAGAGCCACCUUCUCCUGAUGACAUGUUAUAUAAAAGGUAAAAUUGUUUCAUAUUU